AUGCUAACGCCGUCAUUUACAAUCACUCAGGAUGACGAGUUUGUCUUCAUUAAGGUGGAGGUGUCGCACAUCAGAUUUUCUGCUAAAGCUAUAGAGAUGGUUGCCAAUGGGGACGUUUUCGUUUUCUCACUUCCGCCUUACUACUUGAGACUUAGGCUACCAUUUAAUGUUAUUGAUGACGAGAGAUCCCAUGCAGCAUUCGACUCCCAGAAUGGCUGCGUGGAUAUCAAAAUUCCAAAAGAGGUUCGUGGACAACAUUUCCCAGACUUGGAUCUUACGGCAAAGCUUUUGGCCAGAAAGCAGGAAACUCAGCCGGAAGUGAAAAAGCCUCUAAUUGAGGAACUUGAUGUUACAAAUGAAGUCUCCACUGGCAACAUUUCACUUCAGGAGGAAGCAGAGGCCCAUGACUGGGAAGUUAAACAGGAAGUAGCCCAGGACGAUCUCUUGGGGCCCAAGUACGGAUUCAAUAACGACUAUGAUAAGAUAAUUGGCAUUUCCGUGUCUAAUGGAAACGACAUCAAUGAGUUGGGAAACCCAGAAUCUGCUGCUCCGAAUGAUAGAAUUCUUGAGAGGCUCAUUAAAGAGAAUAUCAAAUUCGAUCCAGAGUACUAUGCUGCUGACUACAUAAUGGAAAAGUAUCCAUCGCCUGAUGAUGACAAAAUCUUUUCUGGAAUUAUGUCGUGGAAGUGUCCAUCAACUAAGCAAUUCAAGUCCUGGUAUAAAGAUCAGCAAAAACUCCCAGAGAAUGAAAGAGACCAAUUCAUGCCAGUUGAGUUCAGUAAAGAAGAACAGAACAAAAUGCUCCAACUCCCACGAAAGUCAUACUUAGUUGAAGAGCUUUACAAGCCACAACUCUAUUCUUUUAUUGUGUCUUUGCUCUUUGCCUACCACUAUGAUCUUAGAGAAAAUGAAGGUGAGCAUAACAUUGAAAGUGCAUGGACGAUAGGCAAACUUGUUCCACAGUUUGCCUUCUUGGACUCUCAGUUGCACAUUUCUAGUAUGGACUCUAGCAGCAUUUUGAACGCAGCUAUAAUCACGGGAAUCCGCCGGGCACUCUCAUAUCCAUUUCACAGAAAUUACAAGGUUGCGAUGAAAUCAUGGGAAGAUGUUUAUUUCACGUUACGAGGAGGAAAGCGUAUGGUCAUUAAAUGCUUGCUUGACUUGAAGGAACUCUUUAGAUUUCAUGAUAUCUAUUAUGUGUACGACAAGAUUUGGCUCGAAGAUUUGUGCCUGUGGCUCAUUAGCGACCUGGUUUCCGAAAAUGCCAUCAGAUUACUCGGUCAUGAUGUGAAGAGAAGCACGGAAUCCAUUCAAAAAUCACAAAUCACGUUUGAAAAGGUGGAUGACACUCAAAGUGGAGAUGACAUGAUUGCACUUGAUAUCGCGGAUGUGGAAGCAAUGGCGGAGGAUUCUUACAAUUCAUUUAUCUCCCAAUCAUAA
This is a messenger RNA of Sungouiella intermedia, 1440 nucleotides long. NCBI's taxonomy places the organism in Eukaryota, Fungi, Ascomycota, Pichiomycetes, Serinales, Metschnikowiaceae. The record is from the annotation of a GenBank genome assembly.